CACUGCCCUGACCAAGCUGCGAUGCGCGCGCCCGUGCGGUGGGGGCCGGGGUCUCUGCCCCUCCCCGGGGGAGGUGGAACAGUGACGUCAGCGCCCCUUUAAGACCCCCGCCUCCACCCCUCUCCCCUCACUCGGCCUGCGAAUCUCUUUGGUCUUUUCCUCAGACUCAUCAGCUUUGCCAUGGCCUCUGGUGGUCUGCAAAUACUGGGGCUUGUCCUGACAUUGCUGGGCUGGAUGAAAGCUCUGGUAUCCUGCACCCUGCCCAUGUGGAAGGUGACUGCUUUUAUCGGCAACAGCAUUGUGGUGGCCCAGGUGGUGUGGGAAGGGCUGUGGAUGUCCUGUGUGGUGCAGAGCACGGGCCAGAUGCAGUGCAAGGUGUACGACUCUCUGCUGGCGCUGCCCCAGGACCUGCAAGCUGCAAGAGCCCUCUGUGUCAUCACCCUGCUUGUGGCCCUGCUUGGUCUGCUGGUCUACCUUGCUGGGGCGAAGUGUACCACCUGCGUAGAGGACAAGGAUUCCAAGGCCCGCCUGGUGCUCACCUCUGGGAUCAUCUUUGUCAUCUCAGGGGUGCUGACUCUGAUUCCGGUCUGCUGGACAGCCCACACCAUCAUCCAGGACUUCUACAAUCCCUUAGUGGCUGAGGCCCAAAAGCGGGAGCUGGGAGCCUCCCUCUACCUGGGCUGGGCUGCCUCAGGCCUUUUGCUUCUAGGUGGGGGGCUGCUGUGCUACACCUGCCCCUCUGGAGGGUCUCGGGGCUCCAGCCAUUACAUGGCCCGCUACACAGCAUCUGCCCCACAUUCCCCCUCUCGGGGGCCCUCUGAGUACCCCACCAAGAAUUAUGUUUGAUGGGGAAGGGGGAUGAGGGCUCCUUUGGUCUUGGCCCCUGAGCUGAGAUGAUGACGCUUGACACCUUUAGAGUUGGUGCUUAUUUUGCUUUUGCUUUUUGCUGUUUUUAUGGGAGAGGUGGUCUUUAAAUCCAUUUGAUAAUGGAACCAAGAUGAUUCACACUCCCACCUGGGCUCUGACAUUGGCAUUUCUCAUCUUUGGAUGAUAGAGCCAAAGAAGCAAUGGUUUGAUCUCCGGGAUAUUUUUUCAUUCAUAGCAUAACCAUCUUAGAAGUCAAACUGGAGCUAUGGUACCAAUGCCAAGGCUGCUGCUGCUCUGGCCUUUGUGACCACAAGAUGGCCUUAUACCAAGAGUUUCGACUGCUGCUGGGGGUGGGAUCAGUCAGACCCAUUCCUGGAAGGACUGAUAAUUGAGUUACCAGAAAACUGCCCACCCCAGGUCUUCUAACCUGUGGCUCUUGUCUCCAGCCGCCAUGUAUCCUUCUCAAGUCAGGCCCCAGCUGUGCUGUAGACCCCCAUGAGCACCUCUAACCCUGCCCACUUCUGCCUAUG
Molecule: messenger RNA, 1397 nt
Organism: Chinchilla lanigera (long-tailed chinchilla)
Lineage: Eukaryota; Metazoa; Chordata; Mammalia; Rodentia; Chinchillidae
Gene: Cldn6
Product: claudin 6
Exons: 2
Coding region: 181-846 (221 amino acids)
Biological process (GO): cell adhesion; bicellular tight junction assembly
Cellular component (GO): bicellular tight junction; plasma membrane
Molecular function (GO): structural molecule activity
Source: RefSeq, a predicted model, not a curated record